This is a messenger RNA of Drosophila guanche, 1789 nucleotides long. RefSeq names its product seipin (gene Seipin). The transcript is spliced from 3 exons. Bases 344 to 1522 code for a protein of 392 amino acids. Gene Ontology annotation, cellular component: endoplasmic reticulum membrane. NCBI's taxonomy places the organism in Eukaryota, Metazoa, Arthropoda, Insecta, Diptera, Drosophilidae. Gene Ontology annotation, biological process: lipid droplet organization; lipid storage. The record is from RefSeq and is a predicted model, not a curated record.
GAAGGGAACGCCGGCAGCGAAUACUACAAAUCGAAAAGCUCAAAUCUCAAAACUCAAGUCUGCUGCCUGUUGCGCUGCUCUGUUGUAGCAUUGACCUUUGAGCUGGUACAACGUCUGGCGCUGGCUAUCGAUGGCAAAGCGGACUCUUUCGUGCACAUGAAUCAGCUCUGGGCGCAGGGCGAGGGGCAGAUAAUAACAGAGCGUGCGUGCGAGCGAGAGGACCCAUGCAAAUCCCGCAAUAGCCCAAAACGCAAAGUCGGAUCCCACUAUCGAGUCGAUAAGCAAUCAGUUGAUACGUACAGAACACUUAUUGCCCGGCAAUAACAAUAACCGUAUUUAGUUGAUGUCAACUUGGCGACGCCUCAGUUUGUGUGUUGCAUUCGCUGCUGCUUCAGUCAAGGCCAACAACAUCAUGAACUUCCUGGUGCGCUUCAUUGUUUUUUGCUUCGAUCCGCUGGGUCUGGGACGACGCUUUUUGGUGCGGCCAGCCCUCAAUGUCGGCUGGAAUGUGUACGAUCGGGUGCGCAGCAAGGCGGACGAGAAGGUGGGCACUGUGCGGGAGCUGGUGCUGCGCCUGGGACUGAUCGCCUUUGCCGUCGUCCUGAUCAUCUGGCUGGCCGUGUUCAUGUACGCGGCCUUCUACUAUAUCUACAUGCCGGCCAUUUCGCACACGCGCCCCGUUCACAUGCAGUUCAAAACAUGCCUGGAGACGAGCACUCCCUGCACCUUCCCGCACGCCCACGUCUCGCUGACCAAGAAGCAACAGCUGCUGAUGGUGGGCCAAGCGUACAAGGUUAUCGUGAAUAUUGAUAUGCCCGAGUCGCCGCAGAAUCUUGAGCUGGGCAUGUUUAUGGUGUGCGCCGAGAUGCGCGACUAUGACUCUCUGCUGCGCGGCCACUCGUGCCGCUCGGCCAUGAUGCGCUACCGUUCGCCGCUCAUCCGAAUGAUAUCCACGUGGGCCCUCAGUCCGCUGUAUGUGCUCGGCUGGAAGGAGGAGUUCCAGCAGGUGCCGGUUGAGAUAUUCUCACGCUAUCUGGAGGAGCGACAGCAUCCCAUCACCGAUGUCUAUGUGGAGAUACAGUCGCAGAAAAUUCAGUUCUACACGGUCACACUGCACAUAGUGGCCGAUUUUACCGGCCUGCGCUACAUAAUGUUCAAUUGGCCCGUCCUCUCGGCCAUAGUGGCCAUUAGCACCAAUCUAUUCUUUAUAUUGGUCGUUUUUCUGCUCAGCUGGUACCACUGGUCCGACGCCAGCUGGCUGCACAGUCUGCAAAUCAAGUACGCACGGCUCACGAACACGCUGCAGUCCGGUGCAGGCAGUGUGAUCCUCUCCAGUACCAGCACGAGCAGCCUGCGCGACGACGAUCUUCUCUCGCUGGACGAGAAGUCUGACAUAGACGAUGUUGGCGGUGGCGAUGCCGAUGAUCUGAUGGUGGAAAAGUCCCUGGACAAGCACAGCCAGCAUGGACGGGACGCCAAGGAUGCGCUGCGUCAGCGCAAAACGAAACGGACCGACAAAUGAUGUCCGGUCCGCUCCCCCUCCGCAACGUGACGAAGGCAGAUCGAUGAGCAUCGAAAGCAGUAGCAGUAGCAGUAGCAGCAGCAGCAGCGAGCAGUACCGCCAAAGCGAUGCUUGAGCCAAAGACUAAUAGGUUUAGGAUUAACUUAGUUACUCUUACGAUGCUGCAGAGCAGCGACGUUUGCAUUCUAUCUGAAGUAUUCUGGCGCUCCUAUAAAUGCCCAACUCUAAUUGUAGUCACAACAAAAGAUAAAUAUGAAUACAUUUCAA